UGCUCCAUCGCCAUUCUCCGUCGCAUCUCCGCAGAGCUUUCUCUCGUUGCGGUGACGAAGGGGAGAGUGGUGGUGGUGGUGCUGCAUUGUUGUGUGAGCGUGGUUGUGGCUUGCAGCCAUGUUGGCAGCUUUCGGGAAGAAUCGCGCGCUUGUCUCCUCUCUCUUGAGAGGGGGUAAUGGCGGUGAUGGAGCUUCCGCGGCUGCGGUCUGGGCGGUUUCCAAGAGGUUCAUGUCGGCGUCGGGAGAUUCGAUCACCGUUCGAGAGGCUUUGAACUCUGCCAUCGAUGAGGAGAUGACAGCGGACUCCAAGGUCUUUGUUAUGGGUGAAGAGGUUGGAGAAUAUCAAGGGGCAUACAAGGUCACAAAGGGUCUCUUGCAGAAAUUUGGACCAGACCGUGUUUUGGAUACUCCUAUUACGGAGGCUGGUUUCACUGGACUUGGUGUUGGAGCUGCAAUGUACGGCUUGAAGCCCAUCGUGGAGUUCAUGACCUUUAACUUCGCCAUGCAGGCCAUCGAUCAUCUCAUCAAUUCAGCAGCUAAGACGAACUACAUGUCUGGUGGGACGAUUAAUGUUCCCAUAGUGUUCCGGGGCCCUAACGGAGCAGCUGCAGGUGUCGCCGCUCAACAUUCUCAGUGCUUUGCUGCAUGGUACGGCCAAGUUCCUGGGCUCAAGGUCUUGGUUCCUUACGACGCUGAAGAUGCCCGCGGACUCAUGAAGGCUGCUAUUCGGGAUCCAGAUCCCGUUGUUUUUCUAGAGAACGAACUAUUGUAUGGAGAAUCUUUCCCAGUAUCGAAGGAGGUGCUUGACCCUAGCUUCACGCUCCCAAUUGGAAAGGCUAAGAUAAUGAGGGAAGGGAGUGACCUUACCAUUGUGACAUUCUCGAAGAUGGUUGGGUAUGCUUUGAAGGCUGCUGAUGAACUUGCGAAAGAAGGCAUAAGCGUAGAGGUGGUCAACUUGAGGUCAAUCCGACCUCUUGACAGAGAAACAAUCAACGCAUCAGUGCGCAAGACCUCAAGGUUGUUAUGUCUUGAGGAAGGAUGGCCUCAGCAUGGAGUUUGCGCUGAGAUUUGUGCGAGCGUUGUCGAGGAAAGCUUUUAUUACUUGGACGCUCCAGUGGAGCGGAUAUGUGGUGCUGAUGUACCUAUGCCGUAUGCGGCCAACUUAGAGCGACUCGCAGUGCCUCAGAUCGAUGAUGUGAUUCGGGCUGCUAGGCGAAUAUGCUUCCGGAAGCAGGAUAAGCGAAAGGCAACAGCGUAGAGCGGAUACUUGUUUUCAGUGUUCAUUUUGUGGAGUUCCAUGUAGGAGUAAUGAAUACAUCUCCUCUAAUUUACUUGUGUAAUAAUUUGCAUGCAGAUCAUUGCCAUCAUGAUUUAGGAAACGAUCAUGAGAGUUGGUCAUGGAUGUGUUGUGAUUUCUAAGGUCUUUAGAGUCUCUUCACUUGAAUUUGUAGGUUACACAGAUAAUUUUAGUUCAAGAUUGUGUUGGAAGAGUAGAGAGAAAUUAAUCUUAUUUAUAUUAUGAAGUGUAGCAUUUGAUGGGGUUACCCAUUGCAUAGCUGAGGUAGAUUUCCUUCUAUUUAAAUCCAUGAAUGGAAUUAAACAAACGAAUGUCCACUCAAUGAUCAGUCAUUUUCCACGGAAAUAAAAUAGCGGUGAGUGUGCA
Physcomitrium patens is the source of this 1663-nucleotide messenger RNA. RefSeq names its product pyruvate dehydrogenase E1 component subunit beta-1, mitochondrial. The record is from RefSeq and is a predicted model, not a curated record. Gene Ontology annotation, cellular component: pyruvate dehydrogenase complex. Gene Ontology annotation, biological process: pyruvate decarboxylation to acetyl-CoA. Gene Ontology annotation, molecular function: pyruvate dehydrogenase (acetyl-transferring) activity. Lineage: Eukaryota; Viridiplantae; Streptophyta; Bryopsida; Funariales; Funariaceae.